GGAAGAAGCAGGCUCACAGCGGAGGAGCCUGAUGUGGGGCUCGAUCCCAUAACGCCGGGAUCACACCCUGAGCCGAAGGCAGACGCCUAACCGCUGUGCCACCCAGGCACCCCAUGUAUCUGCUUUUUCUCCCAUACGCUUCUGGAACAUGGAGCAACUGAGCCCAGAGACCACAGUGAAUCACCCAAGGUCACACAGCAAUGAUGGCAGAACUGGGGCCAGACUGGCCCAGGGCUCCUGACUCCUCUGUCUCCCACCCCUGGGACUGCCAACACCCGUCCCCUCUCUCACACACUCCCUAUCUUGGCGGGGGGUUUAGAUGUGGGAGGGAAGAGCUGGGUCUCUUCAGGCCCCUCUCCGGGAAAUCCCCAGACUGGAGGGAGGGAAGGGGCAGCAGCGCCCCGUCACAGCUGAACAAGGAAGUCUGCCCGAGUCAGGCAGGCCUGGGAUUGAAUCCCAGCUCCCCCCGCCCCACUUACCCCUUGUGACCUUGACUGGGUCACUGUCCCCCCUGGGAACCUCUCUUAGCUCCUCUGUGAAACAGGGACAACCUGUGGCCAUGGGGGAUGUGCUUGGCUUUUCCCUUUUGUUGCCCUGUCUGCUGUCAGAGCGCACCCCAGCUUUAUUUGGGCUGCAAGAUGGGAGGGGACCUGAGCUAGGCCAGGGAGGGAGGGUACAGGACUGUGAGGACUGAUCCCAUUUUACUGACAGGGAGAUGGAGGCCUUGAGGAGGGAGUUUGCCCAACCUCGAUGUGGUGGCAGAAUUGGUUUUACCAUCUGGCCUCUGGGCCCCCCACCCCCCUCCCAGCAAAGUGUCUCCCCUAUCCUCCCCUGCAGCUCCCCUCCCAAUCUUGACCUCUACCCCAAACCCCCACCGUAGGCCUGAGAAGAAGUCCAAGCCCUCUGUCCUGUGACAGUUAAGGCUCCACUCAGCCCAGGGGACAGCUGGAAUGGGGGCCAGGGAUUUGGAAACUCCAUGGGACCAUAUGGGGGAGGCGACAGGUACAGAACCCGAGGUGUUCUGGUCGUGGGCAGCAAGGUGGGGGAGGGCUGAGGGGCUCAGUCACUCUGGCACAUGCGCAGCAGAGCCCCCUACACCCCUCUUGGUAGGGAGCUCACCAUCUCCUGGGGCGGCCCACUGUGUCUGGAAGCUUCUGUUAAUGGAUACCUGCCUCCGACUUUGGCUUUUGCUCUGAGGGAACCAGCCCAUCCCCUCCAAGAGGGGCGACUAGCUUCGCUCUGCUCCCCCAAGUCUUCUCUCCUCUGGCCUCCGUAGUCCCAGUUGAGCCCCGCGGAUAGGAAACAGAUCUGGCUUCAAGUCCAGCUCCACCCCUGAGAGGCUGUGUGGCCUUGGGCAGUGUAUUCACCUCUCUGAGCCUCCAUCCCUUGACCUACCGGGUGGGUUUGUGCCCCUACAUCUGUGGGUUGCUGGGAAGAUCCGUGAGCUUUGAGAGUAACACGACCCAUCGACCCAUCGACCCAUCAUUGACAGGAGCUGCCGUGUGGCCCGACCAGUCAGGGGCGACUCCUGCUGAUUGCCAGGCCCCAGCCCCCAUGCUCACUGGCCUCCCCUUCAGACGCUGCUUCUCUCAUUAUCCUGGGUGUCAGCGCCUGCACUCUCUGCCGAACCCUCCAGACCUGCUUGGGUGGGGGUAGGGCUGGCUGAGCACCCGCACCAGGCCGAACAGCUGCAGAUCCUCAGGCCACCUGACCUUGGAAAGAGCCUCUCUGGCUGGGUUUCAGAGCCGUCCCCCAGACACUGGGCAACAGGGAGGAGAAGGAACCAGGUGGGGCAGAGCGCGGGCAUGGCCUCAUGUCAGGCUCAUGCUGGAGCCGGCCUGGUUCCCUGGGGUGACAGGCCAGGAGAUAGGAGAACAGCCUGACAGCCAGUCAGGGGACGGAGUUACAGUUAUCAGCUGCACUGAUAGCACGGCAGAGCCUCACUCCGCACGCUCUAGUGGGCUGCCCGGGGAGGGGGUGAGCUCCCUGUCACGGGAGGUGUGUAAGCAGCUGCGGAAUGACAUCUGUUAGGGGGAUGGCAGCAGGUUCUAAUAUAGGGCCAGAGAAAGGGAUCAGACCCAGAACCCAGAGUCCUUAUUGUCUGGGCCACGGGAUGGAGUUCCCAUGAUCCUAAGAGUCUAACACACUGUUCCAAGGAUUUCCUCAUGACCUCCAACAACUGUCCGCACAGUUGUGCCCUCCAAAAGCCCAUGGUCCUAGCAUGCGCAGUCGCAGCUUCGAGACAGGCCCUAGAGGCUUGUGCCCACCCGGGGACACCGGAAAAGAAAAUAGAUAAACCCUAGAUCCCCCAUGUCAGCCAGUUCAGGGCUCCAGAGCACCCGGCAGCUCAGGGUUCCUCCGAGCACGUCCAGGUCCUGAUCCAUGAGUGGCUGUGAAAUUGAUUUAGUGAGCUCACUACUUAUUUUUUUAAUGAAAUAAAAAAGAAAAUGUCAAGUGCUUCAUAUGUAGUGAGGGUAUUAUUUUGCAAGGCUCUUGUUACCGUUUUUAAAAUAUAUAUGUUGUAUAAUGAGUAGCAACGUACAACGUGUUUGUUUUUAAUCUGGGUCUUGGUCAGAAAGUUUAAAAGCUACCGCCCUGUAUAGAAAUCCUGGAGGCAGCACUGAUAAAGGCUGGGGUGUGCAGAUCCCUUUCUUUUCCAGGAUGCUCAGUUCCUAAGAAUAUAAGUGGCAAGGAUUCCAGGAUGCCACUCUCCUGUCCUCAGACCCAUUUGGGCUGUCAAGCCCCACAGUCAGCACCCCCGCUGCAGGGCCCAGGGCCACUCUCUGCCCUGCCCAGCCCAGCCCAGGCCCAGCCCUGCUUCCCCUUCCCGUUUCCUGCUUGCCCCACAUCCUCCCAAGGACCUGUCUGGAAGCCCUCUGGCCUUGGAGACCCUUUGCCUCCUGUCCUCACCUGUUAACACGCCGAACUCAGCUCAGCAAAGCAGAUUGUGUCGUACUCACUUCUCUUCCGCCAGCACAUGGCCCCGCGUCUUCCCAGGUGACCACGCCGGCUUCAGGACAUGCACGGGCACAGCCGCAACGGGCAGGCCCACGUGCCCCGGCGGAAACGCCGCAACCGCUUCGUCAAGAAGAACGGCCAAUGCAACGUCUACUUCGCCAACCUGAGCAACAAGUCGCAGCGCUACAUGGCGGACAUCUUCACCACGUGCGUGGACACGCGCUGGCGCUACAUGCUCAUGAUCUUCUCCGCGGCCUUCCUCGUCUCCUGGCUCUUCUUCGGCCUCCUCUUCUCGGCGGGGACCCCGACGGGCGGGGGCGGGGGCGCCCCGACGGCCCCCAAGCCUUGCAUCAUGCACGUGAACGGCUUCCUGGGCGCCUUCCUGUUCUCGGUGGAGACGCAGACGACCAUCGGCUACGGGUUCCGCUGCGUGACGGAGGAGUGCCCGCUGGCGGUCAUCGCCGUGGUGGUGCAGUCCAUCGUGGGCUGCGUCAUCGACUCCUUCAUGAUCGGCACCAUCAUGGCCAAGAUGGCCCGGCCCAAGAAGCGGGCGCAGACGCUGCUGUUCAGCCACCACGCGGUCAUCUCGGUGCGCGACGGCAAGCUCUGCCUCAUGUGGCGCGUGGGCAACCUGCGCAAGAGCCACAUCGUGGAGGCCCACGUGCGGGCCCAGCUCAUCAAGCCCUACAUGACCCAGGAGGGCGAGUACCUGCCGCUGGACCAGCGGGACCUCAACGUGGGCUACGACAUCGGCCUGGACCGCAUCUUCCUGGUGUCGCCCAUCAUCAUCGUCCACGAGAUCGACGAGGACAGCCCGCUCUACGGCAUGGGCAAGGAGGAGCUGGAGUCGGAGGACUUUGAGAUCGUGGUCAUCCUCGAGGGCAUGGUGGAGGCCACCGCCAUGACCACCCAGGCCCGCAGCUCCUACCUGGCCAGCGAGAUCCUGUGGGGCCACCGCUUCGAGCCCGUGGUCUUCGAGGAGAAGAGCCACUACAAGGUGGACUACUCGCGCUUCCACAAGACCUACGAGGUGGCCGGCACGCCCUGCUGCUCCGCGCGUGAGCUGCAGGAGAGCAAGAUCACCGUGCUGCCCGCCCCGCCGCCCCCGCCCAGUGCCUUCUGCUACGAGAACGAGCUGGCCCUCAUGAGCCAGGAGGAAGAGGAGAUGGAGGAGGAGGCGGCGGCUGCGGCGGCCGUGGCCGCGGGCCUGGGCCUGGAGGCAGGCUCCAAGGAGGAGGCGGGCAUCAUCCGAAUGCUGGAGUUCGGCAGCCACCUGGAUCUGGAGCGCAUGCAAGCCACCCUCCCGCUGGACAACAUCUCCUACCGCAGGGAGUCCGCCAUCUGACCUCCCGGCCCCGCCCUCAUUGCUUCCCGCAAGAGCCUCUGCCAGGGGGUGGGAUGCCAGCACACCCCCUCCACACUCAGGACGGAGCUGACCCUGGCUCCGUGGACCUUCUGGAGGGAGGUGGGGGCUUCAAAGACUGGGGAACCCCUUCCUAUUGACUCCAGAGCCCAGGCCUGGGAAGGGCCCAGGAUACCCUCUGCCCUGUCAGCCUACCCACUGGCAUCUCGGGGACCCCAGACCCACCACCCUUUUCCCACUGACACUUCAAGGACGUGCCCCCUUUACCCUCCGAACCUUGGGGAAGGCGGCUGGACUGCUG
Molecule: messenger RNA, 4622 nt
Organism: Ailuropoda melanoleuca (giant panda)
Lineage: Eukaryota; Metazoa; Chordata; Mammalia; Carnivora; Ursidae
Gene: KCNJ4
Product: potassium inwardly rectifying channel subfamily J member 4
Exons: 2
Coding region: 3020-4303 (427 amino acids)
Biological process (GO): potassium ion import across plasma membrane; regulation of monoatomic ion transmembrane transport
Cellular component (GO): plasma membrane
Molecular function (GO): inward rectifier potassium channel activity
Source: RefSeq, a predicted model, not a curated record